Carassius carassius (crucian carp) is the source of this 1990-nucleotide messenger RNA. RefSeq names its product pleckstrin-like. NCBI's taxonomy places the organism in Eukaryota, Metazoa, Chordata, Actinopteri, Cypriniformes, Cyprinidae. Gene Ontology annotation, biological process: actin cytoskeleton organization; intracellular signal transduction. The record is from RefSeq and is a predicted model, not a curated record. Gene Ontology annotation, cellular component: plasma membrane. Bases 117 to 1175 code for a protein of 352 amino acids. The transcript has 9 exons.
AAUGUGUCUAUAACUGUUAACAGAGGUUAGACGUCAGACACAGAUUAAGCUGAAUUGUAUGGGUCUUGUAUUCAGCACCCCCUGUAGACCAAGACUCACUGCUUUACCUCACAGCUAUGGAACCAACAACAAUCAGAGAAGGAUACCUAGUGAAGAAGGGGACGAUGCUCAACUCGUGGAAGGUGGUGUGGGUGGUGUUAGCAGAUGAUGCCAUUGAGUUUUACAAGAAGAAGACAGACAACAGUCCGAAGGGAAUGGUCCCUCUGAAGGGUGCGACUCUGACCAGCCCAUGCCAGGAUUUCACUAAAAGAAUGCUAGUGUUUAAGGUCAGGUCGACUAAGAACCAGGACCAUUUCUUCCAAGCGACUCACCUGGAGGAGAGGGAGCUUUGGGUUAAAGAUAUCAAGAGGGCCAUCACUUGUUUACAGGGAGGCAAGAAGUUUGCCAGGAAGUCAACGCGACGAUCCAUUCGGUUACCACAAAAUGUUAACCUGAGUGAACUGUAUGUUCUAAUGAGAGAUCAAGACAAAGGAGUGAAAGAGCUGAAGCUAGAGAAGGAUAAAAGGCUGUUCAGUCACUGUUUCACAGGAAACUCAGUGAUCGACUGGCUGAUUUCUGAGGGGAAGGCCAGAAACAGACCCGAGGGACUGAUGCUGGCCACCGGACUGCUGAACGAGGGAUUCCUGCUGCCCGCCGGAGACGUGUCCAAAGACGGCGCAGAAAAAGGAGCAGAGUGUGUUUUCCUGGACCAAACUGAGGCUCUUUAUUACUUUGCAGAUAGUGGUUUCUUUUGUGAGGGUUACUCCAGCGAUGAAGACGAGGUCGUGAAGGAGGAGUUCAGAGGGGCCAUAGUCAAACAGGGUUGUUUGGUGAAACAGGGUCACAGGCGAAAGAACUGGAAAGUCAGAAAGUUUAUUCUGAGAGAUGAUCCUGCUUAUAUCCACUACUAUGAUCCCACCAAAGGUGAAGACGAUCCUCUCGGCUCCAUUCACCUGCGUGGUUCAGUCGUGACUGCGGUGGAAUACGUGCCUGAUGCCAAGAGACACGAGGUGGAUGGCAAUCUCUUUGAGAUCAUCACGUCAGAUGAGAUACACUACUACCUGCAGGCCGCAACAGCCGAUGAGCGCAAGGACUGGAUCAAAGCCAUUCAGAGCGUCUCAAAAUCAGGAAAAUAACUGUAUCAGGUCCAUCCCAUGGUGGAGAACAGCAAACUUACCCGUAAAAGACACACAGAGUUAAGGGUGAGGUUCAGUGUGGGGAUGUGUUUUGUCUACGCACCAAAUAUGUCUCCUCUUCAGCAUUUUCUAAAAAUAAAAAUUCCAGUUUUUCGUUUCUUCACUUUCCGCAUUUACACAAAACAGGCUUUCUAACAAUCAUGUGACAAUUUCUCAAGUAAAAAAACAAACUCACACUAAGUUAGAGACAGGAUGUGGGCAAAUGUGUUGUUUAACCAGAAACUGAUAGUAAAUGACAUUGAUCUGCCCGUCCAGAACUGUCAACACAGUGGAGAGAAUCUUCAGUGUUCAGCAUUUUCCUGUUUUCAUGUUAAGUAGUAGCACUUCCUGUUUCUUUUCUUGAGUCUCUCUAGAUAUAGACAUGUACCAGUCUGAUGAUGACGUGGUGUAACACGAAAUGGACUCAAAAUAUCACACCUUUACUUAGCUCACUGUUCUUAUGUAUAGAGCUGGGCAGUAACUGAUUACAUGUAGUCUGGAUUACAUAAUCAGAUUCCAGAAAUGAAAACAAUAUUUUAAAAUACUAGUAAUCAUACUACAGUUACUUUUCAUGGAUUACAUGAUUACAUAUUAUUUACAUGUUUUUGGAAGGCUUUUGUCUUUCAAACAUAUUGCACAAAUACACAAACGUCAGUUAGUCAUCUGAUCCGCUUUCACCCAAUAUAUUUACUUACAUUCAUUUACAUUCAUGCAUUUGGCAGACGUUUUUAUCCAAAGCGACUUACAGUGCAUUCAGGCUAUACAUUUUCUGUCAU